AUGAGCUGUGUAUAUGAAGUCAAAAACAAAGAUCAGUUAUGCUGUGGUCGCGCUAUCGCAGUGAUGCGGGAGUAUGCGAAACACAAAACAGGUGAACCUAAUUGCUUUGACAAUGUGGCAAGAAAACGCAGCAGUUGAAAAUUGCAAGAGAGCUAUACAAAGCAGCUGGUGUCCAAGAAGGCCCUUGUGGGUAUGCUGAGAUAGAACAAUUUCAGAACUACUUGGGAUCCAAAGUAUACCAACUCAUUGUCGUAGACCCAGUGCGUGGUGGUGUAACAUUUACAGGUGAAGCUUACAAAAAUGCUCCUAAAGUAAUUCAACUGGUGAAAACCUAUUAUGAAGAUGACCAAGGCGAGACCCAGGCACAUUGUGAUGGGUUAUACAGCGUCGCAUCUAUCAUGAACCGCUGCAAAUUUUGUCGUUAUUGCUGCAAAAGGUAUGAUCAUGAAGAUGCCAACCAUCAUAAUUGUUUACAUCGGAAUUGUCCUAGCUGUAUGCGUCGACGAAAUGAUGAUUUUCAAGGAUGUCCUGAUUACACUGGUUGGAUUAACCCUACAAUUACAUGUGCCAAAUGUAACAGACAAUUCUUUGGCGAAGAUUGCUAUCAAGCUCAUCUCCUUCAGCUUAAACAGGAAGAAACAACCAUGGAAAGAGAAAUGCGCAAACAGGUGGAGAUGGAGAACGAUAUUGAGAUAUGGCCCAAGGAAACAUUCAAAAGUGUUUGUGAAAUGUAUUGCAAAUGCAAGACGUGUCUCGUGUCUUUCAAAAAUAAAGAGGGGGUGAAGAACAAAUGUGGUCACGGACAGUGU
Porites lobata is the source of this 809-nucleotide messenger RNA. NCBI's taxonomy places the organism in Eukaryota, Metazoa, Cnidaria, Anthozoa, Scleractinia, Poritidae. The record is from the annotation of a GenBank genome assembly.